Hippocampus zosterae (dwarf seahorse) is the source of this 1168-nucleotide messenger RNA. It is a transcript of the gene ctdspla, whose product is annotated as CTD (carboxy-terminal domain, RNA polymerase II, polypeptide A) small phosphatase-like a. Bases 286 to 1083 code for a protein of 265 amino acids. Gene Ontology annotation, molecular function: RNA polymerase II CTD heptapeptide repeat phosphatase activity. The transcript is spliced from 7 exons. NCBI's taxonomy places the organism in Eukaryota, Metazoa, Chordata, Actinopteri, Syngnathiformes, Syngnathidae. The record is from RefSeq and is a predicted model, not a curated record.
ACAUAAAUCGGAACCCGCGGUUAAUUUACGCACUUUAAUUUGUGCACUCGUGACCGACUCUUGUUUUUUGGUUUGUUUUUAUUUUUUUGUUUCUUCCCUCCAUGUCGUUCACAUUGCAGUCAACAGUCACCUUGUCUCCGACACCAAGUGAAGGUAUCACGAUGCAGCGGCCGAAUCGCAAAGCCUCCUGGGAAGUGUAGUCGACUGGCUUCAACAGUCAUGUUCGCCGAGGAAUAACACGCACGGUGUAGCCCCCCUCACGGCGCACCGCAUCUCGCAUUUUCCAUGGACAACACGUCCAUCAUAACACAGGUUGCAAAUCCCAAAGAGGAGGAAAGCAUUUGCGCGAGUCAAGACCAAGUCUCCCAGUCCAACGGCAGCCUCAAGAAGCGGCACAGUCGGAGCAUCUUCAGCCCGUUGUUCUGCUGCUUUCGCAACUACAAUGACUACCGCGUGGAGCCGCCGCUCGCCAACAACAAGACGCGCGCCCUGCCGCCGCCCCCACCGCUGCCCGAGGAGAACGGCGCUCCUCUCAAGCCCCCAGCCAAGUUCCUCCUGCCUGAGGUCAGUAUAGCAGACUGCGGCAGGAACUGCGUCGUGAUCGACCUGGAUGAGACUCUGGUUCACAGCUCCUUCAAGCCCAUUAGCAACGCAGACUUCAUCGUUCCGGUGGAGAUCGAUGGAACUGUUCAUCAGGUGUAUGUGCUGAAGAGGCCUCACGUGGACGAGUUCCUGCAGAGGAUGGGGGAGCUCUUCGAAUGUGUCCUCUUCACCGCCAGCUUAGCCAAGUACGCGGACCCCGUGGCUGACCUCCUGGACCGCCGGGGCGUGUUCCGUGCUCGUCUCUUCAGGGAAUCCUGUGUGUUCCACAGAGGAAACUAUGUCAAAGACCUCAGCCGGCUGGGCCGGGAACUCGCCAAGGUCAUCAUCGUGGACAACUCGCCCGCCUCCUACAUCUUCCACCCCGAGAACGCUGUGAGUCGAUUGCACGCGUCGACCAAUGGUGCCGGUGCAGUCGUGGUUCGACGACAUGGCCGACAAGGAGCUCCUGGAGCUGCUCCCCAUCUUCGAGGGCCUCAGUAAAGAAGAUGAUGUUCACAGCCUCUUACAGAGCCUGAGGGACAGGUAGCAGGGGGCCCCAAAAGCAGCCCGCCUGCCCCGCCCUCCC